Molecule: messenger RNA, 1883 nt
Organism: Hydra vulgaris (swiftwater hydra)
Lineage: Eukaryota; Metazoa; Cnidaria; Hydrozoa; Anthoathecata; Hydridae
Product: nicotinate phosphoribosyltransferase
Biological process (GO): NAD+ biosynthetic process via the salvage pathway
Cellular component (GO): cytosol
Molecular function (GO): nicotinate phosphoribosyltransferase activity
Source: RefSeq, a predicted model, not a curated record
UUACCAGCUUCAUCAAUGCCACGACUGCCAUCUGGCGCCAACAAUGGUGGUAAAGACCUGCAGACAGCAAAAAACAGAAGAAUGAGCAACAAGUUAUUUAAAAAUGAAGUCAUCCAACCACUUCUUACUGAUUAUUAUCAAAUAUCAAUGGCCUAUGCUUACUGGCAUAAUGAAAAGAUGAACGACUUUGCAGUAUUUGACCUCUUUUUUCGUAAGAAUCCAUUUAAAGGAGAGUAUACAAUUUUUGGUGGAUUACAACAAUGUAUAGAAUAUUUGAAGGAGUUUAAGUUCAGUGAAGAUGAUAUAAAUUUUCUAAAAAGUAUCUUACCAAGCACAACUGACCCUAAAUUUUUUGAAUACCUGAAAACUCUUACAACAAAAGAAGUGACGUUGUAUGCUGUUGCAGAGGGUAGUGUUGUUUUCCCUAAAACACCAAUAAUCAGGAUAGAGGGUCCUCUUGCAGUUGUUCAACUGCUUGAAACAACCCUUUUGAAUCUUGUAAACUAUGCAAGUUUGAUUGCUACCAAUGCUGCUCGAUUUAGAAAAGCUGCUGGUGAUAACAAAGUUUUAUUAGAAUUUGGUUUGAGGAGAGCUCAAGGACCAGAUGGUGCACUUUCUGCUUCACGCUACUGUUAUAUGGGAGGUUUUGAUGGAACAAGUAAUGUACUGGCUGCUAAAGAAUUUGGUAUUCCUACAAAAGGAACACAUGCUCAUGCUUUUGUAUCUUCUUUUGAUAUCAAUGAAGUAAAUCUCAAGAUGAAACUUCUAGACCUUAAUGAUAAUAUAAGUAAAGAAUUUCUUCCUGUGGUUAACCAGAAGCUUUUAGAUGUGGCGGAUGCAUUUAAAAUUAGUUUAGAUCAAACAAGUCAAGGCGAACUAAAAGCAUUCGCUGCUUAUGCAAAUGCAUUUCCAACAACAUUUGUUGCAUUGGUUGAUACUUACAAUGUACUAAAGAGUGGUGUUUUAAAUUUUAUUGCUGUUACCCUGGCUUUGAAUGACUUUGGUUACAAAUCAAUUGGAAUUAGAAUAGAUUCUGGUGAUUUAGCUUAUCUUUCAUUAGAAGUUCGUAAACUACUUAAACAGGCUGCUGAAAGAUUUAACAUUGGUUGGUUGGAACAUUUAACUAUUACUGCAAGUAAUGACAUAAAUGAAGAAACAUUGACAUCAUUGCAGCAACAAGGUCAUUCAAUAGAUGCAUAUGGUAUUGGUACUCAUCUUGUAACUUGUCAAAAACAACCUGCACUUGGGUGUGUGUACAAGCUUGUAGAGCUGAAUGGUAUACCACGCAUUAAGUUAAGUGAAGUUGUAUCCAAGGUAACAAUUCCUGGAAAAAAAGAUAUUUACAGACUUUAUAACAGCGAUGGAACUGCAUUGUUAGAUUUAAUGACCAAUUCAUUUGAAAGUGCUCCAAUUGCUGGAGAAAGAGUUUUAUGUAGGCAUCCAUAUGAUGAAUCAAAAAGAGCUUAUGUUAAACCUACUGUUGUGGAACCGUUACUCAAACUAUAUUGGAAAGAUGGAGAGAUUCAAACUCCACUGAACUCAUUAGAAGAAGCAAGAGCUAAUGUAAAACAAUCACUCAAAACUUUAAGACCAGACCAUUUGAGGUCUUUAAAUCCAACACCAUAUAAGGUUUCGGUGACAGAAGGGCUUUAUAGUUAUUUCCAUGAGCUAUGGUUAAAAUGUUCUCCAAUAACAGAUCUUUCAUGAAUACUUCUUCCUUAACUGUUGGAUGUAAUGGUUGAAUUUACUGCAGAAAUACAUUAUAUAUAUUCAGAUAUAUGUUAUAUGUAUUCAGAUACUGUUAUAAAUGUGAAAUAAGUACAUAAUUUAUUAUAUAAAAGAAAUUUUGAAGUUUUUUUUAACAACCUUCAUUAAGCUUUUUA